This is a messenger RNA of Carica papaya (papaya), 2285 nucleotides long. RefSeq names its product Plant invertase/pectin methylesterase inhibitor superfamily. Gene Ontology annotation, molecular function: pectinesterase activity; enzyme inhibitor activity. The record is from RefSeq and is a predicted model, not a curated record. Lineage: Eukaryota; Viridiplantae; Streptophyta; Magnoliopsida; Brassicales; Caricaceae. Gene Ontology annotation, biological process: cell wall modification.
AUUUUUGGCGUGCAUGAUUUGAGGGCAGCUUUUUUCCAGUCUCUGCCCAGAAAAAGAAGAAGAAGAAGUAAGAUUUCGAAAGUGGAGAUCUGAAUCUCUAAAUUUCAUUCAUAAUCUCAACACCCUAUUUGCGGUCUCGUGAGGAUGGUGGCCACGCCCGCCAUUUCCACCAAUUACCCUUCCAUUAUCCACCAACUACAACAAAAACAAAAGCCCGUGAUCCUCUGUCCGCACCCGUGAAAAUCCACUUCGUUCCCUAUAUCAGAUUCAAUCAUUUCACAGAAAAAAAAAAAAAAAAAUUUAUCACACGUCACUCGUUUCCAAAUUUUCACUUACCACCAUUACAAAUACCUGAAACAAUGACCAUUACAUCCCAGUCACAUUCUGAAUCCUCUAUAUCCCCUUCCAAGAUAUACCCACACAAAAACAACCAAAAGAGACUAUCCAAACCCCUUCUCUUCCUCAUUCUCACCAUGUCUUCUCUCCUCUUCUUCUCCCUCCUUUCUCUCCUCAUCUUCUUCAAUGUCUCCUCCGCCACCCGGCACCACCACCAUCAUUCCCAUUCUUCUUCCUCUUCCUCUCCUUCUCUCUCUCCCUCUACCUCCCCUGACUCCUCGUCUCCACCCCUUGCCCAGAUCCAACAAGCCUGCAAGGCCACCAGAUACCCCGACGUUUGUGUUUCUUCUCUCUCUCAGUCCAGUCGCCUACCUCCGAACCCGACACCCCUCCAAAUUAUCCAAUCGGCCAUCUGGGUCUCCUCCCAAAAUCUCAUUACCGCUAAAUCCAUGGUAAAUGACAUUUUGAAAUCCUCUGUUGGGAACCUGAACCGCACUAAUGCGGCCAACAUCUGCCUCCAGGUCCUCUCCUAUUCUCAGUACCGUACCUCAUCAACGGAUGACGCACUGACACGUGGCAGAAUCAAGGACGCACGUGCUUGGAUGAGCGCUGCAUUGGCGUACCAGUACGAUUGCUGGUCGGGGUUGAAGUACGUUAACGACACCACCGGGGUGAACAAAACGAUGUCGUUUCUGAACUCCCUGGUUGGGUUAAGCAGUAACGCGCUUGGCAUGAUGGUGUCGUACGAUAACUUCGGGGACGCGGUGAGCUCUUGGACGGCGCCCCGGACGGAACGGGACGGGUUUUGGGAGAAGGGCGGGUCUGUUGAAAGUGGGGGGGCGUUGGGCUUCCCGUCGAAUUUAACGGCGGAUGUAACGGUGUGUAAGGACGCGGGUAGCGGGUGUUAUAAGACGGUGCAGGAGGCCGUUAAUGCGGCCCCAAGUGACGGCACGAGCAGGUUCGUGAUACACAUAAAAGAAGGUGUUUACGAGGAGAAAGUGAGGGUUCCGUUUGAGAAGAAAAACGUGGUGUUCGUGGGUGAUGGGAUGGGCAAAACAGUAAUUACAGGAUCGUCAAAUGUAGGACAACCUGGGAUGAGUACUUAUGAGUCUGCUACUGUCGGAAUUCUUGGUGAUGGAUUCAUGGCGACUGGUAUCACGAUCCAGAAUACAGCAGGUCCUGAUGCUCACCAGGCUGUAGCAUUUAGAUCAGAUAGUGAUUUUUCCGUAAUCCAGGACUGUGAAUUUUUAGGCAACCAGGAUACCCUUUACGCUCAUUCACUCCGCCAGUACUACAAAUCAUGCAGCAUCCAGGGUAAUGUGGACUUCAUCUUUGGAGCCUCAGCUGCAGUUUUCGAAGAUUGUAUCAUCUUAAUUGCUCCUCGGCAACAAAAACCAGAACAUGGGGAGAACAAUGCAGUCACAGCUCAUGGCAGAAUAGACCCUUCCAUGUCAACAGGUUUUGUUUUCUACAACUGUUUGAUAAAUGGCACUGAGGAAUACAUGAGGUUAUUCCAUAGCAAGCCUGCAGUUCAUAUAAACUACUUGGGAAGACCAUGGAAGGAGUAUUCAAGGACUGUUUUCAUCCAAUGUACCCUGGAAGCUCUCAUUGUUCCGGCCGGAUGGAUGCCAUGGAGUGGUGAUUUUGCAUUGAAAACACUUUACUAUGGGGAAUACAAGAAUUCGGGGCCAGGAGCUGAUGUUUCUCAUAGGGUUUCGUGGAGUAGCCAGAUCCCUGAAGAGCAUGUCAACACAUACUCAGUAAACAACUUCAUUCAAGGUGAUGAAUGGGCUGUAACUUCUUCUUGAGAGUGUAUCAGUUAUGUCAAAUAAAUAUUUAACUAUAUAAAUUUUAGAAUAUACAGGAGAGUAGUAUAAAUUCAGUUGUGGAAUAUGUGGCAUGCUAUGGAUUACAUAUGGGAAUGAUAGAGCUUGCACAUGUUGGGUAUA